ACGCGUGGAAUCCUCCGCCGUUGCCUGGCGCUGCUCCCCGGGCGGGAGGCGGAGGCGGCCCCAGCCGCUGGCCAAAGGCAAAGGGGAACUUUCAACCCUGCCCGGGGAGGGGGCCGGGGCGCUUCCCCGCCUCCUGCCGGCUUCCCUCGCCAGCUGAAGGGCGAGGCUGCCCUUGGAGAAGGAGGCAGGCAGGCGAGUGCGCCGGUCGGUUCCUCCGCCUCCUUCGCCGGACGGGCUCCAGCGCUUCGGGGGAGGGAGGGAGCCAAGCGGGCAGGCAGGCAAGGAAGCACGCAGGGGCCGGCAGCCGGCGCGGCUCGGGGGCUCAUGGAGCGCUGGAAGAACCGGGUGGCGUUGGUCACGGGCGCCUCGGUGGGCAUCGGAGCGGCCGUGGCUCGGGCGUUGGUGCAGCACGGGCUGAAAGUGGUGGGCUGCGCCCGGAGCGUGGACAAGAUCGAGAAGUUGGCAGCCGAGUGCGAGAGUGCAGGGUAUCCGGGCGUCCUCAUCCCGUAUAAGUGUGACCUCUCGGUGGAAGAGGAGAUUCUGUCCAUGUUCUCCGCCAUCAAGACUCUCCAUCAAGGCGUUGACGUCUGCAUCAACAACGCUGGCCUGGCGCGGCCAGAACCUCUGCUCUCUGGCAAGACCGAGGGCUGGAGAACCAUGAUAGAUGUCAAUAUCUUGGCAGUCACUAUCUGCACCCGGGAAGCUUACCAAUCCAUGAAGGAAAGAAACGUUGACGAUGGACACAUCAUCAACAUUAACAGCAUGAGUGGCCACAGGGUCGUCCCGGAGUCGGUUGUACACUUUUACAGCGCCACAAAAUACGCUGUCACGGCUUUAACCGAAGGGCUUCGGCAGGAAUUAAGAGAAGCCAAGACACACAUACGAGCCACGUGUAUUUCUCCAGGUCUGGUUGAGACGGGAUUCGCUUUUAAACUGCACGCUAAUAAUCCGGAACAAGCUGCGGCCACAUAUGAGAGUAUUAGGUGUCUAAAAGCUGAAGAUAUGGCCAAUGCUGUCAUAUAUGUUCUCAGCGCCCCACCUCAUGUACAGAUCGGCGAUAUUCAGAUGAGACCCACCGAACAAAUGUCCUAGCUGAGGAGGAAGAGGAUGGGACGGCCUUUUUCCAAACAGGGUUUUCUUCAGAUGACUUUCUAAGGGCUUCAAUGAGGGCGGCCUGACGCGCAGCUCUCCUCAGCUGAGCUGACCUCAGUGGAAACGGACAGGAAAAUCUUCUCACCAUAAUCCCUCCACGUAUCUCUUGGUUCUUUCCACCAUGAUUAAUUUGUAAACAACCGUUCCCAACAUACUACAUCACCUGGAUUCUGAUUUCGCGGGGAACGGAACCGUCAGCGGAUCCAGACGGCAAACGUUUCACAAGCCGAUUCCUUCAGCUUUCCUUUGUGACUUGCAACCCAUGUAUGGUUUUCUGGAAAUGCAUUGAAACCGAAACGCU
Molecule: messenger RNA, 1453 nt
Organism: Thamnophis elegans (Western terrestrial garter snake)
Lineage: Eukaryota; Metazoa; Chordata; Lepidosauria; Squamata; Natricidae
Product: dehydrogenase/reductase SDR family member 11
Exons: 7
Coding region: 325-1092 (255 amino acids)
Molecular function (GO): oxidoreductase activity
Source: RefSeq, a predicted model, not a curated record